CACCCACCUUGAUAGGUAUGGUAAGGAAGGACUGGGCUUCCCAAAACAGCAUUGCCCUCUCCUGGCAAGAGCCGGACUUUCCCCAUGGAGCAAUUCUGGACUACGAGAUCAAGUACUAUGAGAAAGUCUACCCACGGAUAGCGCCGGCAUUUUGGCACUACCUGCGGGUAGAAGAGCAUGAGCAGCUCAGCUAUUCCUCCACACGGUCCAAGGCUCCGAGUGUUAUCAUCACAGGUCUCAAGCCAGCCACCAAGUACAUAUUCCAUAUCAGAGUCAGGACGGCAGCAGGAUACAGCGGCUAUAGCCAGAAGUUUGAAUUUGAGACUGGAGACGAAACUUCUGACAUGGCUGCGGAGCAGGGGCAGAUCCUGGUCAUCGCCACUGCUGCUGUCGGGGGAUUCACCCUCCUGGUCAUCCUCACUCUGUUCUUCCUCAUCACUGGCAGAUGCCAGUGGUACAUAAAGGCCAAAAUGAAGUCUGAGGAGAAAAGAAGGGCUCAUCUGCAAAAUGGACACUUGCGUUUCCCAGGACUCAAAACUUACAUCGAUCCAGACACCUAUGAAGACCCAUCUCUUGCUGUCCACGAGUUUGCAAAGGAGAUAGACCCUUCAAGAAUCCGUAUUGAAAGAGUCAUUGGGGCAGGGGAGUUUGGAGAAGUGUGCAGUGGGCGUCUGAAGACCCCAGGAAAAAGAGAGAUCCCUGUUGCAAUUAAAACUCUCAAAGGUGGCUACGUGGACAGGCAGAGGAGAGAUUUCCUGAGGGAGGCCAGCAUCAUGGGCCAGUUUGAUCACCCAAAUAUAAUCCGCCUGGAAGGAGUUGUCACAAAAAGAUCCUUUCCGACCAUUGGGGUGAAGUCUCUUUCGAGAUUCCUGAGGGCGGGAUUUUUAAAUAGCAUCCUGGCCUCACAUCCAGUGGCAGGGGGUGGAUCUUUGCCCCCCAGCAUUUCCUCUGGCAGGCCAGUAAUGAUUGUAGUUGAGUACAUGGAGAAUGGAUCCCUCGACUCCUUCCUGCGGAAGCACGACGGCCACUUCACAGUCAUCCAGCUGGUGGGAAUGCUGAGGGGGAUUGCCUCUGGCAUGAAGUACCUGUCGGACAUGGGCUACGUGCACCGGGACCUGGCAGCGCGGAACAUCCUGGUCAACAGCAACCUCAUGUGCAAAGUCUCCGAUUUCGGUCUGUCCCGAGUGCUGGAGGACGAUCCUGAAGCUGCUUACACCACAACUGGUGGCAAGAUCCCCAUCAGGUGGACAGCUCCCGAGGCCAUAGCUUACCGCAAGUUCUCGUCGGCCAGCGACGCCUGGAGCUACGGCAUCGUCAUGUGGGAGGUGAUGUCCUACGGGGAGAGGCCCUACUGGGAGAUGUCCAACCAGGAUGUUAUCCUGUCAAUUGAAGAAGGCUACAGGCUUCCAGCUCCCAUGGGCUGCCCAGCUUCCCUUCACCAGCUGAUGCUCCACUGCUGGCAAAAGGAGAGGAGCCACCGGCCCAAAUUCAGCGACAUCGUCAGCUUCCUGGACAAACUGAUCCGCAACCCAAGCACCCUUCACACCCUCGUGGAGGAUGUACUUGUAAUGCCAGAUUCACCUGGUGAAGUUCCCGAAUAUCCUUUGUUUGUGUCAGUCAGUGACUGGCUGGACUCCAUAAAAAUGGGUCAGUAUAAAAAUAACUUCAUGGCAGCAGGUUUCACAACUUUGGAUAUGGUCUCAAGAAUGAAUAUUGAUGACCUUAGAAGAAUUGGAGUUGCACUCAUUGGACACCAGAGACGAAUAGUCAGCAGUUUACAGACUUUGCGGUUACACAUGAUGCACAUACAGGAGAAAGGAUUCCAUGUAUGAAAGUACUAGAACCAACUGUGUUUUGUGCCUCAGCAUUUCUAAAAGGGAAAAAUAUUCUCAUUCUUUCCUUCUGCUCUUCCCAACUCCGAGGACUGCAGCCUCCUGUUCAGACUACAUGAGUACUUCGAUGGUAAUGCUUCCAAACCGGAGUUUUUAAUCACACCGCACAGCUCCUCCACCAGUUAUCAGCCAAGAAAACCCUGGCCUACUGCAGGACUCUUGCUACACAUUGAUGAGUAACUCAGCAUGGAUGUGUAACUUUGUAUAACAGUAUUUGGGAAACUUUCAUGAACUCACUUGAAAGUAAUAAUCUAUUUGGCCUGGUGUGGCAUCUUUAUCGAUGUAUUUAGAGUUUGCUGGUAGAUCAAAAAAGUAUUUGACUUCUUUCAUGUUCUGUGACCAUGUAACUUCCAAUACCAAAUGUGCAAUCAAAAAGAAGUUUAACAUAAAUAUUUAUUUUAUCUCUUAAUUAAA
This is a messenger RNA of Empidonax traillii (willow flycatcher), 2306 nucleotides long. RefSeq names its product EPH receptor A6 (gene EPHA6). Lineage: Eukaryota; Metazoa; Chordata; Aves; Passeriformes; Tyrannidae. The annotation marks the transcript as partial. Gene Ontology annotation, cellular component: neuron projection. Gene Ontology annotation, biological process: protein phosphorylation; axon guidance. The transcript has 14 exons. The record is from RefSeq and is a predicted model, not a curated record. Gene Ontology annotation, molecular function: ATP binding; transmembrane-ephrin receptor activity; protein binding.